Messenger RNA from Clunio marinus, 802 nucleotides. The record is from the annotation of a GenBank genome assembly. NCBI's taxonomy places the organism in Eukaryota, Metazoa, Arthropoda, Insecta, Diptera, Chironomidae.
AAAUCGCUCUUCAAAAGACUUGAAGAAUGCUUUAGAAAAAUGCAAACUCAUAUAGAAACAAGAUAUGGAAAGCGCACAACGGAUCUGAAGUUCGAACGUGAUGCAAUGGUUGUGUUGAGGAAAAUUAUUCUUAGUACACCGCAUAUGAGUGCAGUUAAUCAUCUUUCAGAAACGUAUGUCGGUUCUUCAGAUAGCGGAAUAUCACGUGCUGCUGGUCCUAGCCCAAUUAUAAUGCCAAUUCAAAACAUUCCCGUUUUUGAACUUACAGAAGAGCUAACACCUAAAAGACCAUUGAGAUCUGAAGCUGAAAAAGACAAGCGUUUAUCACGUACACAAAGUCUUGUAACUACAAGUAUGUGUCUACUUCCAAAAUUGACAAUGCUUCGAUGUCUGGUGAAAGUAACAAUAGCAAAUUCAAAAAUUACAACCACCAACUCGCAAACAUCCGAGGAAAAUUUGGUUCCACCUCCACUUCCUAUUAAGCAUCGUGAUAGCGAGUAUGUAAAUGUACACGAAGAUUCUAAAUUCACGAAAAUUAAUCAUUCCUGGUCUCAUCUAAUCUGCCCCGAAAAGGUAUAGUCGCGGCUGCUAACAAUCAUUAUGAAAUUUUCAACUUAAAAAGUCGCGAUGCUGUCUCUCUUGAUGAAGUUUUUCUCCUUAAUUCAUUGAACUUUCAUAAUCAACAAUAAUUUACUAAUUUUAAUAAUAUAUUAUCAGAGAAUGGAACUAUAACUUUAAUCAACAUGUUAUUCUUUAAAAUAAAAUUUAAUUAUAUUUAGAACUCAUUCGUAAGAUGAAAGAA